AUGGGAAACGCAGUGUACUUGGCCUCCCCAGUGUCCCUACCCCCCUGGCUAGAGAGCUAUGAGGGCUAUAUCUUCCCAGGCCUUUGCCAGGUACUGUCCUGUCCCCACUUGUUAAAAUGCACCAUCCAAGUCCAGGAAGGGGAAGACCAGUUUCCCCAUUUUUCUGACUCAGACUGCGUCUGCACAGUGCCUCUUCUGGAGACUGGGCCAGCAUGCGCGUUCUGGUUACGUUGCAGAUCAGGGGAAGGGAGACGGUCCAUCUUAGGGAAUUUCCAGAUGGAAGAGCAAAACAUUAGUGUAGAGCCAGCCUCAGUCUCCUCUCUGAUGCAAAUCUGUAUAACUUUUAGGGCUUGGUCAUAA
This is a messenger RNA of Pipistrellus nathusii (Nathusius's pipistrelle), 360 nucleotides long. The record is from the annotation of a GenBank genome assembly. Lineage: Eukaryota; Metazoa; Chordata; Mammalia; Chiroptera; Vespertilionidae.